AUGUCGGCUCCUGUUGGGCCCCGGGGCGGCCCCGCUCCUCCUCAACCUCCUCCACUUCAGUCCGAGAUGCCCGACCUCAGCCACCUCACGGAGGAAGAGAGAAAGAUCAUCCAGGCUGUCAUGGAUCGCCAGAAGAAGGAAGAAGAGAAGGAGCAGACCGUGCUCAAGAAAUUACAUCAGCAGUUUGAAAUGUAUAAAGAACAGGUGAAAAAGAUGGGUGAAGAAUCGCAGCAACACCAGGAACAGAAGGGUGAUGCUCCAACCUGUGGUAUCUGCCACAAAACAAAAUUUGCUGAUGGCUGUGGCCAUAAUUGUUCAUAUUGCCAAACUAAAUUCUGUGCACGUUGUGGAGGAAGAGUGUCAUUACGCUCAAACAAGAAGGAUAAAGUGGUAAUGUGGGUAUGUAACUCGUGCCGAAAACAACAAGAAAUCCUCACAAAAUCUGGAGCAUGGUUUUAUAAUAGUGGAACAAAUACACCACAGAAACCUGGUCAAGAAGUUUUUAGAGGGCCGUGUAACGAAGAAGCGCCUCAGGAGAAAAAAGCAAAGCUGCAAGAGCAAUCCAUAUCAGCGCUGGAACGAGGUAGAUCUCAAGGGCUCACAAGGCAAGACUCCAUAAACGACUCAGGAGGAAAGGUGUCGAUUGACACAGCAGACAGCUCCUCCCCCACCAUGCCCCCAGAACACCCCUUCUGGGGGCUCCCAUCGGCUUCAGUCAGCCCUCUGUCCCCAGUGGACCCCUGGCAGUGCCAGCAGGCUUCUGUUGGUGCCAUGGCUCAGCUGCAGCAGAGGGCUGCUGCCAGUGGAUGUCGGCGGAGCCUGGCACAGCCGGUGCCACAAAAUGGGGAUGAAGAUGCUGCGGAUAUAGAAGAGAGAAAUCGCCAAAUGAAAAUGAACAAGUACAAACAGGUAGCAGGAUCAGACUCCAGGCUGGAGCAAGAUUAUCAUUCAAAGUAUCGAUCAGGGCGGGAUCCUCAACGAGGCUCUGACAAUGUUUCUAACAAGUCUUCAGACAGUGAUGUAAGCGAUGUGUCAGCAGUAUCAAGGACCAGCAGCGCUUCCCGCUUCAGUAGCACUAGCUAUAUGUCUGUACAGUCAGAACGACCAAGAGGGAACAAGAAAAUUAGAUCAAGUGAGCAAAGAAAAGAGGGAGGGGAGGGGGAGAUAUUCUCUGAGGAUCAUAAGCUUAAGAAAAAGAAGGAUGAACAAGUUGAUGAAAAAGGGGAAGGGGAAGAGGUGACAGAAAACUGUGAUAAGGAGGAAAACAAAGAACCAGAAGAGAUUGAAGGGGCCCCAGAUGAGCAACUUGUGGAAGGGACAGAAACAAGAAAUAAAGAGGAUUUGCAAAGGCAAUACUCACAAGAUGAUCUCAGUGUCUUUACAUCCAAAAUGCAAAGCAGACAGAUGGGCGCUUCAGGACAGAACAUAACUAAGAGCACCAGCAUCAGCGGGGAGAUGUACACACUAGAGAAGAAUGAUGGCAGCCAGUCUGACACAGCAGUGGGCACUGUGGGUACAGGUGGCAAAAAACGACGCUCCAGCAUUGGCGCAAAGAUGGUUGCAAUCGUGGGUCUUUCACGGAAAAGCAGAAGUACCUCACAGCUCAGCCAAACUGAAGCAGGUGGCAAAAAGUUAAAGAGCACAGUCCAGAGAAGCACAGAAACUGGGUUGGCUGUAGAGAUGAGAAACUGGAUGACACGCCAAGCCAGCCGGGAAUCCACAGAUGGCAGCAUGAACAGUUACAGCUCUGAGGGGAAUUUGAUCUUUCCUGGUGUGCGGUUGGCUGCAGACAGCCAGUUCAGUGACUUUCUGGAUGGACUUGGUCCUGCACAGCUUGUCGGUCGCCAAACCCUGGCAACCCCAGCAAUGGGUGAUAUCCAGGUUGGAAUGAUGGACAAAAAGGGACAAUUGGAGGUGGAAAUAAUACGAGCCCGAGGUCUUGUUGUAAAACCAGGUUCAAAGACACUGCCAGCACCAUAUGUAAAGGUGUAUCUAUUAGAAAAUGGAGUCUGCAUAGCCAAAAAGAAGACAAAGGUGGCAAGAAAAACGCUGGAACCUCUCUACCAGCAGCUGUUGUCAUUUGAAGAGAGUCCUCAAGGGAAAGUUUUACAGAUUAUCGUUUGGGGAGACUAUGGACGUAUGGAUCACAAAUCCUUUAUGGGAGUGGCACAGAUACUUUUAGACGAACUGGACCUGUCCAAUAUGGUGAUUGGCUGGUUCAAACUUUUCCCCCCUUCAUCCCUAGUAGAUCCAACUUUGGCCCCUCUUACAAGAAGGGCAUCCCAGUCGUCUCUUGAAAGUUCAACAGGACCUUCUUACGCACGCUCAUAGCAGCUGUGAAACUGUUGUCAUAGCAACCAGCGUUACAAAAAAAAUUAACAGGUCGCAAACCCUGGUAACACUGCAUGCUUAAUGUUGUGUCUUCGGAGCCUGUUUCUAGGGCUAUAAAGCGAUCCUGUGUUCUCAGAGGAAGUUGCACACAUUGUGCUCUAAAGGAAGUCCUCAGGUGAAGGAGUGAAGCUGGAAAGAACUGAAUGAUUUGGAAUUCAGUGACACUCAAGUUUUAGUCCAAUCUGAAGCCAUGGAUUAAACUAAAAGAAUCAAUCUGUCUCAUGCAACAAGAAUCCCUUUCAAUGGCACAUCUAUUUUCUUGCUCCCUUUUCUUUAUCUGCCCCUUCUCCCUGCCCCCACCCAAGCCUGGUUAUGCCACAGAAAUAUGGAACUACCCAAAGAAGCCAUGCCACAAGUCAUCAGAAGAAGGGAAGGAAAGAGGGCCACUACAGGAAAGCCAGCGGCCACAGCAGUUAUUUACAGCAGAGGAAAUUUGCCUUAUCAGAAAGGUUGAAGGCUUCUAGCAGCACGCUUCCUAACUUCAGCUACUGCUGGAAUCAAAUCCAGUGUGUGGACUCUGAAAAAUAAAAUUCUGUGGCUAUACUGUACUGUAUGAAAUUAAAGAAUCUUUUUUGCAUGGACACAGAUUAUGCUGAACACUUAAAUUAUUUUCUUGGGGCUGCAACUUGCAAAAAAAGAAUAAAUCAGCCAUUUUCAACAAUUUAUAUUAUUUUUAAAAAAUAAAUUUCACUAGUGCAUGGUUUUAAAAGGGAGAGAAUGCAACAGGGUGAUAAGACACACCAAGUUUAUCAUUCUUUAAACCAAUCAUGGUCUGUGUUUUUGCAGACAGAAAUGAAAAAUAAAUAAUUUCUAGCAAAUAUUUAAAAUUAUGUUUAUGUGACAAGAAAUAAGUGUAAUAUAUUAAAUUUAUUUAAAUGUAAAAGGUACAAGCCUUGUAAAGUUCAACAAUAUGUGCAAAUUGUAUACUUUUCCCUUCUUGUCUACACCUCCCUCCUUUUGCUCUCUAAUUCCCUUCCUACCCUCCCAGGAUGAUCGCUAUACUCUGAAACCGCUACUUUUUGACUUAUUACUCUCAUGCUUCAUAUUGGUUCAGGAUUGCAGAUGAUUCUGCAUUUCUGAAAUCUUUGAGAGGAAAAAAAUAUUGUUUAAGAACUUUUUUCAAGCAUGUUGAGAAGAAUUUUGCAACAUGGCUUGGGGAGUACAUUACAAUAAUUCAGCAUGUAUUUGAUAACAAAUUUGAACUUUUUGCAGUUUAUUGUACAGUGCAUGGAAACUUAUUUUCUUUUUUCUCACCUUCAAAUUACAUUCUACAGCAAAAUACUGGAAUCAUGUGGCCAUUUGUAAAAUGUCUUCAAUAAAUUUGUUUUCAGCACCAGCA
Rhineura floridana is the source of this 3730-nucleotide messenger RNA. RefSeq names its product regulating synaptic membrane exocytosis 2 (gene RIMS2). The record is from RefSeq and is a predicted model, not a curated record. Gene Ontology annotation, cellular component: presynaptic membrane; cytoskeleton of presynaptic active zone. NCBI's taxonomy places the organism in Eukaryota, Metazoa, Chordata, Lepidosauria, Squamata, Rhineuridae. Gene Ontology annotation, biological process: positive regulation of synaptic transmission; regulation of synaptic plasticity; intracellular protein transport. Gene Ontology annotation, molecular function: small GTPase binding; transmembrane transporter binding.